CUUUUUUCCGGAAAUCCAGAUGUUGUGGCUGCCCUUAUCACUUCUGCAGGCUGUGGGGUUGACUUUUGCGUCCCUGAAGCUGUAAUUCCAGAGUCCUCUACAUGUUUCCACGAACAAAGAAAAUGAAUACAUCUCCAGUGUUGGUGUCAUUUGAGGACUUGGCUGUGGACUUCAGCUGGGAGGAGUGGCAGGACCUGGACAGUGCUCAGAGGACCCUGUAUAGGGAUGUGAUGCUGGAGACCUACAGCAGCCUGCUGUCCUUGGGAUUCUGCAUUACCAAACCUGAGGUGAUCUUCAAGUUGGAGCAAGGAGCAGAACCAUGGACGGUAGAAGAAUCCCUAAACCAGAGCGUCUCAGUUGUCCAGAAAAUUGAUGAUGUGAUUGAGACCAGCCAAGAAAAUCAAGACAUAAAUUUCUGGCAGUUUGUAAUUGCAAACAGUAAUUCAUCAACUAAGGAAAGAGUUGAAUUAAGAAAAACAUUUAAUUGGAGCCCAAACUACAUUUCAGAACUGAUUUUAAGGAAUGGAAGUUACUCAAGACUGGGGCCUCAUGUGUUCAAUAUCUGUCCGAAUGUGCUCCUUCCUAGUGAGCCUGCUGAGAUGCACGCUGAAGUGAAACUUCGUGAAUACCAUAUGACUGGGGAUUCUCUCAGAUGCUGUGAGCAUCUUGCGGAGCAUUAUGGGAUUCAGACUUUGCAUCAGCCUUUUGAAUAUAAUGAACAAGGGGAAACCCUCAACAGUGAAGAAUUAUUCUUUACACAUAAGAUGAUUCAAAUGGGAGAGACCUCCUAUAAAUACAGUGAAUAUGGAAAGCCCUGUGAUCGGUCAGCUCUCAUUGUUGGAGAGACAACUCACACAGGAAAGGAAGCAUUCUAUGAAAAGUUUCAUCUCACUGACCGUAAGCAGACACACAGAGAAGAGAAACUCUCUGAAUGUACUGCAUUUGGGGAAACUUUCAUUAGCAAAGCAGAUCUUGUACUAAAUCAGAGACCACAUAUAGGGAUAUAUGAGAAACCUUUCAUCUGUAGACCGAACCUUACUAUCCAUCACAGAGUUCACCCAGAGAGCAAGCCCUAUGAAUGCAAUGAAUGUGGAAAGACUUUCUACCACAAGUCAAACUGCAGCAGACAUCAGAGGACUCACUCAGGGGAGAAGCCCUAUGAGUGUAACGAGUGUGGGAAAACCUUCUUCAGGAAGUCACACCUCAGCAUGCAUCAGAGAACUCACACAGGGGAGAAGCCCUAUGGAUGUAACGAGUGUGGGAAGACCUUCUACCACAAGUCACACCUCCGCAUGCAUCAGAGGACUCACACAGGGGAGAAGCCCUACGUUUGUAACGAGUGUGGGAAAGCCUUCUUCAGGAAGUCACACCUGCGCAUGCACCACAGAAUCCACACAGGGGAGAAGCCCUAUGGAUGUAACGAGUGUGGCAAGACCUUCUACCACAAGUCACACCUCAGCAUGCAUCAGAGGACUCACACAGGGGAGAAGCCCUAUGGAUGUAGUGAGUGUGGGAAGACCUUCUGCAGGAAGUCACACCUCAGCAUGCAUCAGAGAACGCACAGAGGGGAAAAGCCCUAUGAAUGCAAUGAGUGUGGGAAAACCUUCUACCAGAAGUCGAACCUCAGCAAGCAUCAGAGAAUUCACACAGGGGAGAAGCCCUAUGCAUGUAGUGAAUGUGGGAAAACCUUCUGUCAGAGGUCACAUCUCAGCAUGCACCAGAGAACUCAUACAGGAGAAAAACCUUAUGAAUGUAAUGAAUGCGGAAAAAACUUUUACCGAAAGUCGGACCUGACUAUACAUCAGAGAACUCACACAGGGGAAAAACCCUAUGAAUGUAGUGAAUGUGGAAAAACUUUUUGCCAGAAGUCACAUCUCAGCAGGCAUCACAGAACCCACACAGGGGAAAAACCGUACGAAUGUAAUGAAUGUGGCAAAACUUUCUGUCGCAAGUCAAACCUCAUUAUGCAUCAGAGUAUUCACACAGGGGAAAAGCCCUAUGCGUGUAAUGAAUGUGGGAAAACUUUCUGCCGGAAGUCGUACCUCAGGACCCAUCAGAGAACUCAUUCACGUGGGAAAGCAUAUGAGUAUAAAGAAUGGCAGAACUUUCUACUCUGAGGGCUCAUUGAAUGUCAUAAGUCACACAAAAGAAAAUUCUAUAAACAUGAUGAAUGGGGAGAAACCUUUUGUAAGUCAAACCUCGACAGAUGUCACACACAGAAGGCACCCUAAGUAUAAUGCAUAUGGGAAAACUUUUGGCAGAAGUCACACCUCACAGGUAUUAGGUAUUGCACACAGGGGAGUAAUACUGCAUGACAGAGACUGGCUGUGUGUUCUCCAUAUUGUACUCCCUUUUCUUGUACAUACAGCCUUUAUUUUUAGACUCCUACUGUGGGUGUGAUUAUAUGACAACUCUUGUUUUCACAUGUGAAUUUUGGGAACAUUGAGUCUAUAACACCCACUUCUUUAAAAUACCGUCAUCAUUUACUAAAUGAGUAUUUGAAGUGGCUAUUUUUCUUUUAUUCUUUGCCCACAUUAUUCCAGUACAGAUCAGCUGUGUAACCACAGGGGCAUCAUAUGAUUCAUAAGUGUCAGCCAUAAAACUAUAAUCCAGCUCUGCAUGAGACGUGUUUUUCCGUGGUGCAGAGUUGCUGGUGGUCACUGUAUUUGUGAUAACCCCAGACUUGUGUGUGGGCCCACAGCUGCCUGCAGAUCUGCAUUCUGUGUUUACAGGAUGAAGAAAGGCUGGGAGCAGAGUGUCCAAUUGGCCUAAAGUCCAGGCGGUCUUCCUGUGAAUGAUACUGUGCUGGUGUGUUUUUUUUUUUUUCUUUUAUUUAUUUGGUCGUUUUGCUUAUACUUUGUUUAGAUGGGUUACUCCUGUUUUAAUUGAGCCUUGACUUGACUGAAUUUAUCUGGUAGGUGUGACUCCUUUUUUAUUUCACUGAACUAUUUGCAGGCACUUGUUGAAAAACAUGAUAAUGUUGAAUAUUAUAGUAGCUUUAUAUUCCUCUUAAUAUAGUCUUUAUUGUUUCAUUAUCAUCCCUCACAUUGAUCUGUAAUUUUAUUUAAAGUAUUUGUGAACUUCUUUCUUUGUCCACAGAGACCUUUUUACAAAAAGAUUUAUUUAUUUGAAAGGCAGAGUUACAAGGAAGGAGAGAUAGAUGGGCUGGAGGGGCGCGAGAGAGAGAGAGAGAGAGAGAGAGAGAGAUCUUCUGUCACUCUUUCAAAGGCCACAGUAGCCAGGGUUGGGCCAGGCCAAAGCCAGGAGCCUGGAAUUCUUUUUGGAUCUGUUACAUGGUGGACUCAAGUACUUGGGGCCAUCUUCUGCUUUUCCCAAGCACAUUAGAAGGGUGCUGGAUCAGGAGUGGAGCAUCCAGGACUCAAACCUAUGCUCUUGUGGAUUGCUGGGUUCACAAAUGGCAGCUUAACCUAGUGUACCACAGUGCUGGCUCCCUCCAGAACCCUUCCUGAAUUCUGAUUGGAUUUGCAUUGGGCUUAGCUCUCAGUACACAUGAGCCUUGUGACCUGGCCAUUCCUAGGUAUCAGGACUACAAAUGCUGUACCUGUGUCUGUGCUGUCUCCCAUCCUGAGGACAGACCUACAGUUCACCCCCAUUCACCUCCAGUGCUCCAUUGGCCCUUGUCAUACCUUCUGGGAAUCUCCCAAAUGCAAGUCAUGAGAUGCACACACCAAAAAUGAAGAUAAAUACAGAAGUAAUGGGAAACAAAUUAUGUGUAUUUUAGAGAAAAACUAGCUAAAACAAAGCAGAGUUUUGUGUGUUUUGGUUCACCCCCCAGAUGGCCGCCAUGGGCGGCCCACCUUGCCGAUUCAAAGCUAGGAGCCAGGUGCUUCCUCCUGGUCUCCCAUGCGGGUGCUGGGGCUGUGCCAUCCUCCACUGCCUUCCUGGGCCACAGCAGAGAGCUGGACUGGAAGAGGAGCAGCCAGGACUAGAACCUGGCAUCCGUAUGGGAUGCUGGCGCCGCAGGUGGAGGAUUAACCAAGUGAGCCAUGGCGCCGGCCCCAUGCAGAGUUGUUUUUAAGGCAGAAAACACAUUUAGCGAUAGAGCAAAGUCUGUACUGAUCAAAAGUCCACGUUUUUGGGUAAUGAUAGCAUCUGUAAAUGCACAUUUCACAGUUGAGCCUUAGCAUAUAUGUAGAGGCAAUUUUUUAAAGGAGCAGACAUAUUUACCAUCCUCAUGGGAGAACCCUACAGUAUCCUCUCUCCAUUGGGUUCAGCAGUUGAGAUGGGCAAGUGUUGUGGUACAGUGGGUUAAGCCACCCUUUGGGAUACCUGCAUCCCAUAUUGGAGUGCUGACGCAAGUCCUGGCUGCAUUACUGCUGAUCCAGCUUCCUACUAGUGUGCAUCCUGGGAGGUAGCCAGUGGUGGCUCAAGUACUGGAGUCCCUGCAGUCCACGUGGGGACCUGGGUGGAAUUCCAGGCUCCUGGCUUUGGCCUGUUCCAACCCUGGCUGUUUUGGCCAUCUGGGAAGUGAACCAGCAAAUGCAAUCUUUUCUCUCUCUCUCUCUCUCUCUCUCUCUCUCUCUCUCUCUCUCUCUCUCUCUCACACACACACACACACACACACACACACACAAAACACACACUACCUUUCAAAUAAAUAUAAGCAUUAAGAAAUUAAAUGAGGUUUAGAAAAUAGGGGUAAGAAAUGGAAGUAAUAGAUGGAAGUGGAGACCUCAGUUAUCAGCUGAGUAAUAUUCAAGCAGUACUCCCCCACAUACUUUCAUUGGUAUUUUCCACCAAGCUGGCACAGUAGUACCAGCUGCACAGUAAAUAUCCCACAGUUAGGAGAAGGUAAAUUAUGGGCUGAGGAACACAUGGAAGCUCAUCAGAGCCCAGGCUCUGCAAGCCCCCAGGAGAAGAGCUACAGGAACCAUGCAGCCUGUAAACUUGCUGAUGGUUCCACCUUGGAGCCUCUGCAGUAGUGCAGCCUGGUGUCUGGAGGCUCCCUCACUGCUCCUAGAAUUUCUGUGAGUAGUAAGGAGAAGACCAAGGCUCCAAGGUAGGGACAGAAAUGGGAGAGAAAAGGUAGGCAUUGGGGCAUGGCUGAAACCAGGGACAUAGGGAAGGGUGUCACUGCACAGCCUCUCUUCUGGGUCUAGUUCAUGGCUCUUCAAGGCCCAGAAAUGAGGUCAGGAGGAUGGAAGGAGUGACUGGAGAUGACAUGACCAACUGUGCACGCAGCUUGGAAUGUGAGGAGGGCAUAACUCAUGCCUUACACAUCCUGUCCAGAUGGAGAGCCUGGUCUAUGUCCCAGUGUGGAGUAGUUUCUGGUCGUUGGUCACCUGAGCAGCCCUGUAAGUAUAGGGAACACCCCUGGGUGUGGGUGGUUGUUCAUUUGCUGCUUGUUGUGAAGGGAUCCUGGGUUUCCUGCCCCUGCCCUCUGCCCACCACGUAUGCAUCUUACAUCUGGGCCCCUUAUGUGACACUUGAGUCUUUGGACAAGGGCUGGAGGUGACUUUACUGAGUGAUGAGUGGCACAGCUUUUUGCCUGUGGCCUGAAACUCCAAUGUCUUGCCAGCAUACCUGAAAUCUGAAUGGACUCACUCUCCACGUAGAAGCAGGGCAUGGUCUGCAUCCUGCACUGUUCCUGUCCAGAGAGUUGAGCAGGCCUGGCAGGAGGUGCAGAGGCCGAAGGACUGGGGCCAUCUUCUACUACUUUCCCAUGCCACAGCAGAGAGCUGGGUUGACAGAGGAGCAGCUGGGACUAGAACCAGCACCCAUAUGGGAUGCUGGCACUUCAGGCAAGGGCUUUAACCCAUUGCACCACAACACCAACCCCAAGAAAUUUUUUCAUCAGUCUGUUGGCCAUGUAUGUCUGCUUUUGAGAAAUGUCUAUUCAGGGCCUUUCUAAUAGGGAUAGCUGAUCUCAUGCUACAGAGUGGUUUGGGUCCCUUACAUAUUUUGUGUAGUGGCCCUUUAUCAGAUGUAUGAUUUGUGAAUAUUUUCUCACAAUAUUUUGGUUGUCUUUUCACUCUAUUCCUUUCUUUGCUUUACAGAAACUUUUUAGUUCAUUAAAAUCCCAUUAGUUUAUUUUUA
This is a messenger RNA of Lepus europaeus (European hare), 6057 nucleotides long. Its product is annotated as zinc finger protein 717-like. The coding region runs from base 102 to 2117 and encodes 671 amino acids. The transcript is spliced from 6 exons. Lineage: Eukaryota; Metazoa; Chordata; Mammalia; Lagomorpha; Leporidae. Gene Ontology annotation, molecular function: RNA polymerase II cis-regulatory region sequence-specific DNA binding; DNA-binding transcription repressor activity, RNA polymerase II-specific. The record is from RefSeq and is a predicted model, not a curated record. Gene Ontology annotation, biological process: negative regulation of transcription by RNA polymerase II.